This is a messenger RNA of Planococcus citri (citrus mealybug), 1311 nucleotides long. Its product is annotated as voltage-dependent anion-selective channel-like. Gene Ontology annotation, cellular component: mitochondrial outer membrane. Gene Ontology annotation, molecular function: voltage-gated monoatomic anion channel activity. The record is from RefSeq and is a predicted model, not a curated record. Bases 239 to 1141 code for a protein of 300 amino acids. The transcript is spliced from 7 exons. Gene Ontology annotation, biological process: monoatomic anion transmembrane transport. Lineage: Eukaryota; Metazoa; Arthropoda; Insecta; Hemiptera; Pseudococcidae.
UGAGAGAGAAGGCAACGUCCUUGAGCCAUGAGCCCGCUCUACCCCUCGUCUUGUGUGUAGGGAUGCUGGCUACCCAAUCACGUGCUAGCUACGUUUUCGGUCCAUAUCCGAACUGACAGGGAGGUAGCUACCUAAGGGUGUAGGUGUCUAUAGUGUAGGUGUAACUGGUUUCCGCAUCUGGCUUUCUCAUUAUCGUGAAAGUCGUUUGCUGUGUGUGAUUUGCGGAUUGUGAAUCAACAUGUCAUCAAACGUAUCGCCGCCGCCAUUCUACGACGAUUUGGGUAAAAGCGCUAAAGAUUUGUUCAGCAAAGGAUACAAUUUUGAUACAGUGAAAUUAAACGUGAAAACCAAAGCUCCAACCGGUUCCGAAUUCAACUUCGGUGGAACUUCUCAUAUCGAUUCCGGCAAAUUUCUUGGAACUAUUCAGGGUACGAAUAGGAACGAAAAAUAUGGUAUCAAUAAUACCGCAAGAUGGAAUACAUGUAAUACAUUGAGCACUGAAACAUCGUGUGAUUUUUUCAAAGGUGCUAAACUCUCCCUCGAAAGUACUUGGUACUCCCUUCAGACUCUCGACGAUAGAAUUUCGAAAGUAAGAGCUGAAUACAGAAACAAUCAUCUAGCCCUCCGCACUGAUGUUGAUUAUAAAACCGGUCCUGCGCUUCAUCUUAUUUCGGCUUCUGGAGUUUUUCAGUAUGAUGGUUGGUUCAUCGGUUUACUGUCAAAGUUCGAUACGAAAGGUUCCAAACUGAAGAGUGCCAACUUAGCGUUCGGAUGCAAUUUUAAAGAAUACGCUAUUCACAGCAAAAUGAGCGAUCAAGAGUUAUACAACUGUAACAUUUAUCAUCGAAUGAAUCCUUUCCUCGAAACUGGUGUUGAAUUUUCAUGCCCAAAGGAAAAUGAUGAUACUAAAUUUGGAAUCUGUUGUAAAUAUACUUGGGAUCGUGACACUACUGUUCGAGCUAAAGUGAAUAAUUCUAGUCAAAUUGGUCUCAGUUUCGCCCAUAAACUUAAGGAUGGUAUUACCAUCACGUUAUCGGCAUUGAUCAGUGGUAAAAAUUUCAAUCAAGGUGGACAUAAAAUCGGUUUGGGUAUUGAAUUCGAGCCAUAUUGCUCACACGCGUCGUUGGGUAGGUACUGUUGAAUAACAUUCUACUUUGUAAAGGAAAGAGUGUUAUUCCGGUUCAGAGGGAUUGUAAGCAAUGCAUUUUUCAUACUUAAGUUAUGUAAGGAGGGACUUACGUUUACGUAGUGUUUCUAAUUUUAUUUUAAGUAGCCGAUAUUAGGUAAACAAAAUAUAAGUUGCUUGAUUUA